AUGGAAGGAGUCGCGCUUGCUUUGAAUGGAACCUACAAUGCCCAUUCCUCCUAUUGGCUUCCAUUGCUAAAGAGAACAUUUGUCCAGGAACCUCAAAAUGUGUUCCUAUGGAAGAAAAGGCUAUCACCUACAUGGACCUUGUUUUUGUUCAAAGCUGCGGCGGAUGGUGACGUGGAAGCAUUUAGUGACUGCCAAGUUGCUCUUGAUUGCCUGGUUGACGGAAGCCAAAACACGGUGCUUCAUAUUUACUCCAGAACCGGAGGACGCCUGGUAGUCAAAAAUGUUAGAGCGUUUCCGUGUUUUCAGAAAAGGGUAUUCGAAAGAGAAUUCUCCAUUAACUUUGUGGAGCAACUUGUCAACAAGUGCCCAUCACUGCUACUGCAACGCAAUGCCAACUGGGAAAUCCCAUUGCACAUUGCAGCAAGACAUGGGCAUUCUGGCAUAGUCAAAGUCCUUAUUGAACGCGCCAAUGUAGUGCUACAUGAAGACCCGGAGAGAGGGUUGGAUGCAACCGGGGCGAGGCAGAUGCUGAGAAUGAGGGAUGAGGAAGAAAAUACUGCUUUCCAUUUGGCCGCUCGAUAUGGCCAUCUUGAUGUGUUGCGACUAUUGGUCAAAGAAGAUCCUGAUUUUGCUUUCUCCGCUAAUACAAGCGGUGAGACUCCACUCUACUUAGCUGCCGAGGGAGGAUAUCACGGUAUGGUUACUGAGAUGUUAGAUAAUUGCAAAUCAACGGUUUAUGGCGGCCCCAAUGGUAGAACAGCUUUGCAUGCAGCAGUCCUGGCCGGAGAUGAAAAGACAGUAAGGAAACUAAUAGAGGCAAAAAUGCAACUAACAAAACAAACCGAUGACAAUGGGCGGACUCCACUCCACUAUGCUGCGCAUUUCGGUAAACGUUCAAUUGCCAAAGUUUUGUUGGAAAACGAUGCAUCUGCUGCUUAUAUAAGUGAUAAAGAGAGAGGGAUGUCGGCUCUUCAUAUGGCAGCUUGGCAAGGCGAGCAAGGGAUAAUGGAAGAAAUUAUCUCCAAUUGUCCAGAUCGUGCACUUCAAGUACAGAGGAUGGAAGUCCCGGGCAAUAUUCCGACCAAAAUGACCGAAAGAAAGCAAGAUAUUCGCCAAUUGUUGAAUGACAUUGGUGAUAAUGCAGAAGUGGAAGGGUUACGCGUUCACCCAAAUUUCAGAGAAAAGGUAAAGGACGAGGAUGAUGUCUCCUUCAUCGAAUACGUGGAAAAAACACGAGAGACCCAUUUGCUGGUGGCAACGCUUGUAGCCACCGUAACAUUCACCGCAGCAUUCACCGUACCUGGUGGAUACAAGAGUGAUGAGCAAGGGGAUGCAACCUUAAGUCGUGACCCAGCUUUUAAAGCCUUCAUUAUAACAAAUACCCUCGCAUUUGUUUCCUCUCUUUUAGCGGUCCUGCUUCAUUUUCUCUUGGUAUGCCUGAAUUGGAGUCUAGUUAAUCUCCGAUUUCAGGUGAUUGGUCUCGCAGAAAUCUUAACUUUUUCUGCGAUGAUAGCAAUGGUGAUUGCUUUCAGCACAGGCAGUUACUCAGUGUUACAAUCUUCCAUGGGGUUUGCUAUCGCCACAUGUUCCCUUGGCCUCACCUUCAUUCCCGGUUUGCUCAUUGCUUAUGCCAUUUUUCACUUCUUUUUCUUAUGA
Messenger RNA from Durio zibethinus, 1656 nucleotides. Lineage: Eukaryota; Viridiplantae; Streptophyta; Magnoliopsida; Malvales; Malvaceae. The record is from RefSeq and is a predicted model, not a curated record.